Lathyrus oleraceus (garden pea) is the source of this 1044-nucleotide messenger RNA. RefSeq names its product probable pectinesterase 55. The transcript has 6 exons. The record is from RefSeq and is a predicted model, not a curated record. Gene Ontology annotation, molecular function: pectinesterase activity. Gene Ontology annotation, biological process: cell wall modification; pectin catabolic process. The coding region runs from base 1 to 1044 and encodes 347 amino acids. Lineage: Eukaryota; Viridiplantae; Streptophyta; Magnoliopsida; Fabales; Fabaceae.
AUGUUCAAAGAGCUUAUGAAGAAGGAAUUUGAAAUGUUGGAUCUAGGAAACUUGUCUUAUUUCCUGGGCAUGGAAUUUCAAAAGUCGAAGCAAGUUCUGGCAUUUUAUGUUUGUGAAUCCAAUGAUUGUAUCAAUCCCUUGAAGACUAUUACUGUUAGUCAAUCAGGCAAAGCAGAUUUUGAAACAAUCCAAGGUGCCAUUGAUUCUGUCUCUGCAGGAAACUCUCAAUGGAUUCAUAUCCAAAUUUCCUCUGGUGUUUAUAGAGAGCAAGUCUUCAUUCCCAUCAACAAACCAUGCAUUUAUCUGGAAGGAGCUGGUAGUCAGUCCACAAGUAUAGAAUGGGGCUCUCAUGACAUUGCUACUUUCUUAACAAAAGCAGAUAAUACAGCUGCAAAGGGCAUUACUUUUACGAAUAUACUGAACAACCCAAUAUUAUUAGAGGCCACUAACAUCACACAAGCAAGAGCUGCUAAAAUUCAUGCAGAUAAAUGUGCUUUCUAUAGCUGUAGUUUUCUUGGAGUGCAAGAUACCCUAAACGAUGACUACGGUCGCCAUUACUACAAUAAUUGUUACAUCCAAGGUGCCGUAGAUUUCAUAUAUGGGCAAGGUCAAUCGCUCUUUGAGGCAAGUACGAUAUAUUUUUCAACGGGAAAAUCGGGUCUAAAAAAGAAUGGAGUUAUUACAGCACAAUAUAGAGAUUCACCAAAUGAUCCAAGUGGAUUUGUGUUUAAAAAUUGUAACAUAAGUGGGACAGGAGGAAAGUUUCAACUUGGGAGGGCUAUGGAUGCUUAUGCAAGAGUGAUCAUAGCUAAUUCUUACCUAUCAGAUGCGGUUAAACCUGAGGGUUGGAGUCAGACAAGAUAUGUUGGGCAUGAAUCAAACCUUACUUUUGUGGAGGAGGGAUGCACAGGACCUGGAGCAGACAAAUCAAAACGUGUGAAAUGGAUGAAGAGCUUGAGUGGAGAUGAACUUGAUAAAUUCUUGAGUCUCUCUUUUAUUGAUGAUGGCUGGAUUUCCAAUUUGCCGACGAGAAUAUUCCAUUAA